Molecule: messenger RNA, 1593 nt
Organism: Salvia miltiorrhiza (redroot sage)
Lineage: Eukaryota; Viridiplantae; Streptophyta; Magnoliopsida; Lamiales; Lamiaceae
Product: putative F-box/LRR-repeat protein At4g00320
Exons: 1
Coding region: 17-1345 (442 amino acids)
Molecular function (GO): protein binding
Source: RefSeq, a predicted model, not a curated record
UGCAAGUCUUCCUCCCAUGGAGAAUGCUCAGAAAAGAAUUGCGGCCGAUGGCGAAUCCAAACUUCCAGAGGAAAUCAUUCAGCACAUACAAUCACUUAUGUCUGAAAGGGAUGCUGCUCUAACCACUCUCCUAUCCAAGUCGUGGCACGGCGCGUGGUGCACACGCCCCAACCUCUAUUUCGAUCCACUCCCGUUUCGGCAUCGCAUGGAUGAGUUCCCCAUAUUCGCGAGGAAGUCCAUGCAGAGGUACGAAGAUCUGAACCUAAAGAUUAAGAGUUUCAAGCUAUGGGUGGAAGGUGACGACGAUUCUGAUCUAGCUAGAGAAUUGAUUUUGAAAGCCAUCAAAUUGGGGGCUACUGAUCUCACCAUUGAUGUACCGACCUGGGUUAGUAUUAAUCUACCAUACGAGGUCCUCGAAUCCGAAACCCUAACUAGAUUAUCUGUUCACAAUGUCAGAGUUGAUUUCAGAAAGAGUAAUAAAGUGGUAAACUCCUCCAAUCUUAAAUCCCUUCAUCUAUCCAAUGAGCAUGUAAACGGUGAUUUAAUUAGGAAUUUGAUUUCGAGAUGCCCAUCCAUUGAGGAAUUAACAUUGAGAAGACUCGGGAGAUCAACAUUGCCCGUUUAUGAAGAUCCGAUGAUCGACCUGCAUAAGCUGAUCCAACUGCAUAAGCUCAAGUAUUUGCGAUUAGAUAGUUUGGGUAUUGCAGAUAGAUCUAAACGUGACUUGUGGCCUCAAUUUGCUUGCCUCAAAGAAUUGGUGAUUUGGGAUUACCUCGUCUUUGACCACAGUGAUUGGGAGAAGAUAAGAAUUUGUAGCCCAUCACUUGAGCGCAUAACCAUACACUUAAAUCGCAUUACAAAAGAUAUCUAUGCGGUGUUUGAUGUUCCAAAUAUUCGAUACUUUAAGUUUGUGGGCUGUGAGUUUCCGUGCCUGAUCAGGUUCAAAGCAAUGGGUAGUCGGGAAUGGGAGUCGGAUAUACACAUACAUCGCUCGGCUACUAGUGCUUCGUGGUUCGCUUCGUUGAAGCAGUUUGUGAGAAUGUUGAGCCCAUCCCGAGUUUCUCUGUAUAUACUCAUUGGCAAUCGGCCAUAUGAUGGAUAUAGCUAUGUGGGAGGUGGUUCAGCUAUACCUGCGGUGGAGAAUUUGACGCUAGAGGGUUUUGCAGUGACCCGUGCUUUUAUGGAUGAUUUACUUCUGAGUUGUUGCCCCAAAUUCAUAAACAUUCAAAAACAUUAUGCAAAGGUAGUGGAUUUGAAAGUAUUCAGACAAUUGAAGAAGAAGAGAUUGUUAGAUGCUCCAAGGAAAAGGAAUCAUAGGGAAAUUCUGCACUUCCAACGGAAAUAGGCUAAUCACUUCAUGUUUAAUUAAGUUAUACUUAAAGUGUGCUUGGUGUAAAGUGUGCUUGGUGAAGCGGUAAGAGGUUAAUGUCUAAGGCCGAAGGUGUUGGAUUCGAGUUCCAUGUGGUGGCGAUAGCAAGCAGCAAAACGACACCGUUAUUGCUGUGUUGGAUGCUCCUCUCGCCGGCAGCAGCAAUUCCACCUGUUUCUUUACUUGCUUAUUUUGUGUUAGCAUCAUUACUUAUUUUGUUAGAC